GGCACCCGGCUCCGGUCCGCGCCGCCGGUUUUAAGUAGCAUCUUUCGGAUUUGUUUCCGCGGUAUCUGUCCCGACCUCGGCGCUGCUUGGGCUCUCACAGCCUCUCCUUAGGUCUCCUCCAAACGACCACCUCUCGGAUUCCUUAUGGAUCGCAGCUCCAAGAGGAGGCAGGUGAAGCCUUUGGCAGCUUCUCUGCUAGAAGCUCUCGAUUAUGAUAGUUCAGAUGACAGUGAUUUUAAAGUUGGAGAUGCUUCAGAUUCUGAAGGGAGUGGUAAUGGAAGUGAAGAUCCUUCAAAGGACAGUGGAGAAGGUUCCUGUAGUGAUUCUGAAGAAAAUAUUUUAGAAGAAGAACUGAAUGAAGGUAUUAAAGUGAAAGAAGAACAACUUAAAAAUUCUGCAGAGGAAGAAAUACUGUCAUCAGAAAAGCAGUUAAUUAAGAUGGAAAAGAAGGAGGAAGAAGAGAAUGGAGAAAGACCUAGAAAGAAAAAGGAGAAAGAGAAAGACAAGGAAAAAGAGAAGGAGAAAGAAAAAGAGAAGGAGAGAGAGGAUAAAGAAAAAGCAACAGUAUCUGAUAAUGUGGCUGCUUCUGCUGCUUCCACCACACCAGCCACAAGUCCUCCUGCUGUUAACACAUCUCCAUCAGUUCCCACUACAACAACCGCUACAGAGGAGCAAGUCAGUGAGCCAAAAAAGUGGAACCUUCGUCGAAAUCGACCACUUUUGGAUUUUGUAUCCAUGGAAGAGCUAAAUGAUAUGGAUGACUACGACAGUGAAGAUGACAAUGAUUGGCGACCAACUGUAGUAAAGAGAAAGGGAAGAUCUGCCUCUCAGAAAGAAGGCAGUGAUGGAGACAAUGAGGAUGAUGAAGAUGAGGGAAGUGGGAGUGAUGAGGAUGAGAAUGAUGAAGGCAAUGAUGAAGAUCACAGCAGCCCUGCCAGUGAAGGGGGUUGCAAGAAGAAGAAGAGUAAAGUUCUUAGCAGAAACAGUGCUGAUGAUGAGGAACUGACCAAUGAUAGCCUGACACUAUCUCAGAGCAAGAGUAAUGAGGACUCGCUGAUUCUUGAGAAGAGUCAAAACUGGAGUUCUCAAAAAAUGGAUCACAUUCUGAUUUGCUGUGUUUGUCUUGGAGAUAAUAGCGAGGAUGCUGAUGAAAUAAUUCAGUGUGACAAUUGUGGCAUUACGGUCCAUGAAGGUUGCUAUGGAGUUGAUGGAGAGAGUGACUCAAUUAUGAGUUCAGCUUCUGAAAACUCCACUGAACCUUGGUUUUGUGAUGCCUGUAAAUGUGGUGUUUCCCCUAGCUGUGAACUAUGUCCCAAUCAGGAUGGAAUUUUCAAGGAGACAGAUGCUGGAAGAUGGGUUCACAUUGUCUGUGCUCUGUAUGUUCCUGGAGUAGCCUUUGGAGAUAUUGACAAAUUACGACCAGUAACACUGACAGAAAUGAACUAUUCCAAGUAUGGUGCCAAGGAAUGUAGCUUCUGUGAAGACCCUCGUUUUGCUAGAACUGGAGUUUGCAUUAGCUGUGAUGCAGGGAUGUGCAGAGCCUAUUUCCAUGUGACCUGUGCCCAGAAGGAAGGUCUUCUUUCGGAGGCAGCAGCAGAAGAGGAUAUAGCAGAUCCAUUUUUUGCUUAUUGUAAGCAACAUGCAGAUAGGUUAGACAGAAAAUGGAAGAGAAAAAACUACUUGGCUCUACAGUCCUAUUGUAAAAUGUCUUUGCAAGAGAGGGAGAAGCAACUGUCACCAGAAGCACAGGCAAGAAUCAAUGCCCGGCUUCAACAAUAUCGUGCCAAAGCAGAGCUAGCUCGAUCCACCAGACCCCAGGCUUGGGUUCCAAGGGAAAAAUUGCCCAGACCACUCACUAGUAGUGCUUCAGCCAUUCGUAAACUGAUGCGGAAAGCAGAGCUAAUGGGGAUCAGUACAGAUAUCUUCCCAGUGGACAAUUCCGAUACUAGUUCUAGUGUGGAUGGAAGGAGAAAGCAUAAGCAACCUGCUCUCACUGCUGAUUUUGUGAAUUAUUACUUUGAGAGAAAUAUGCGCAUGAUUCAAAUUCAGGAAAAUAUGGCUGAGCAAAAGAAUAUAAAGGAUAAAUUAGAGAAUGAACAGGAAAAACUCCAUGUGGAAUAUAAUAAGCUGUGUGAAUCUUUAGAAGAACUACAAAACCUCAAUGGAAAACUUCGAAGUGAAGGGCAAGGAAUAUGGGCCUUACUAAGCAGAAUCACAGGGCAGAAGUUGAACAUACCGGCAAUUUUGCGGGCACCCAAGGAGAGAAAACCCAGUAAAAAAGAAGGAGGCACACAAAAGACAUCUAUUCUUCCUGCAGUACUUUAUAGUUGUGGGAUUUGUAAGAAGAACCAUGAUCAGCAUCUUCUUUUAUUGUGUGAUACCUGUAAACUCCAUUACCACCUUGGGUGUCUGGACCCUCCUCUUACAAGGAUGCCAAGGAAGACCAAAAACAGUUACUGGCAAUGUUCAGAAUGUGACCAGGCAGGGAGCAGUGACAUGGAAGCAGACAUGGCCAUGGAAACCUUACCAGACGGCACCAAACGGUCAAGGAGGCAGAUUAAGGAACCAGUGAAAUUUGUUCCACAGGACAUGCCUCCAGAACCUAAGAAGAUUCCAAUAAGAAACACGAGAACCAGAGGACGAAAGCGAAGCUUCAUUCCUGAGGAAGAAAAACAUGAGGAAAGAAUUCCUAGAGAGAGAAGGCAAAGGCAGUCUGUGUUACAAAAGAAGCCUAAGGCUGAAGAUUUGCGAACUGAAUGUGCAACUUGCAAGGGAACUGGAGACAAUGAAAAUCUUGUCAGGUAA
Messenger RNA from Hyaena hyaena (striped hyena), 2805 nucleotides. RefSeq names its product PHD finger protein 14 (gene PHF14). Bases 145 to 2805 code for a protein of 886 amino acids. Lineage: Eukaryota; Metazoa; Chordata; Mammalia; Carnivora; Hyaenidae. The record is from RefSeq and is a predicted model, not a curated record. The transcript is spliced from 16 exons. Gene Ontology annotation, biological process: regulation of transcription by RNA polymerase II.